Molecule: messenger RNA, 20652 nt
Organism: Marmota monax (woodchuck)
Lineage: Eukaryota; Metazoa; Chordata; Mammalia; Rodentia; Sciuridae
Biological process (GO): homophilic cell-cell adhesion
Cellular component (GO): plasma membrane
Molecular function (GO): calcium ion binding
Source: RefSeq, a predicted model, not a curated record
CAGUUCAGCGAGCCUUUGGUCGCGUUGCGAUUAGAGAUUAGUAAAGCGGUGAGCCCUGUUGAAGGAGCCUGUUGCGGAAAAGUGAAAGUAUAUUCUCAACAGGUGGCGGCGGCUGCAAGGAGUACAUUUGUGGGAACUAAUGGCGGUUACGAGCAGAAAACCUUUGCAAAACAGGCAAGUGGCGUCUCUUUUCCUUUUUUUGUGUGUAUCUGUGGGGGAUGCAGCCACCAUCCGCUAUUCGGUGGCAGAGGAAAUGGAGAGCGGCUCGUUUGUAGCCAAUGUGGCUAAGGAUUUGGGGCUGGAGGUAGGGAAGCUGGUUGCGCGCGGGGCUAGGCUAGUUUCCGAGGGCAACAAGCUGCAUUUCCGGCUCCACCGCAAGACGGGAGAUUUGUUCGUGAAGGAAAAAUUGGAUCGGGAGUCACUUUGUGGCAAAGCUGACCCAUGCGUUCUGCACUUUGAAAUUGUCCUGGGAGAGCCGCUGCAGUCCUUCCGUGUGGAAGUCAGGGUAUUUGAUAUCAAUGACAAUGCCCCGAGUUUUCAAAACAAGGAACCACUGUUAAAGAUUCCGGAGAGCACUCCUUUGGGUUCACGUUUUCCUCUGCAGAGCGCCCAGGAUUUGGACGUGGGCCUCAACGGUCUCCAAAACUACACCCUAAGCGCCAACGCAUAUUUUCACCUGCACACCCGCUUCCGGAGCCAUGGGCCCAAAUAUGCCGAGCUAGUGCUGGAUAAACCCCUGGAUAGAGAGGAACAGGCUGAAGUUAACUUAACAAUUACUGCGGUGGAUGGCGGGUCCCCACCCAAGUCUGGCACUGCACACAUCCGCGUGGUGGUUCUGGAUGUCAAUGACCACGUGCCCCAGUUCUCACGAUUGGUGUAUCGUGCUCAGGUACCAGAGAAUAGCUCCAUUGGUUCUUUGGUGGCUACAGUGACUGCCACGGAUCUAGAUGAGGGCACCAACAAGGAGAUAACUUACUCGUUAGCUCAAAACCCAGAAGCAAUUCUCCAGACAUUUCAAAUUGAUUCUCAUACUGGAGAGGUUCGGCUCCGAGAGCCACUAGAUUUUGAAGCUACAGAAACAUAUGACAUUGACGUUCAAGCUACGGAUGGAGGAGGACUCUCUGCCCACAGCAAAGUUCUGGUGGAAGUGAUGGAUGUAAAUGACAAUCCUCCUGAAGUGAUGGUCUCCUCUGUGUCUAGCCCUCUGCCUGAGGACUCGCCACUACAGACUGUGGUGGCCCUCUUUACUAUCAGAGAUCGGGACAUCAGAGUGGGAGGAAAAAUCACUUGCUUCCUCAGAGAAGACCUUCCCUUUGUAGUCAAACCUACAUUCCGAAAUUCUUAUUCACUGGUGACUGACAAAAGCUUGGAUCGUGAGGAUGUCUCAGGCUACAAUAUCACUAUUGUUGCCAUGGACACAGGACCACCCAACCUGUCCACAGAGACUGUGAUAGAGGUGCUAAUAUCUGACAUUAAUGACAAUCCUCCAAUGUUUCAGAAAGAUUCCUAUGUCUUGACUGUUCGAGAAAACAACAGCCCUGCAGUUUUUAUUGGUAAAGUCCAUGCUGAGGAUCUAGAUUUGGGUGAGAAUGCCCAAGUGACAUAUUCUCUGUUGCCUCCAAAAAGUGGGGAUCUAUCAGUCUUUGCUUACAUCUCCAUAAAUUCAGAUAAUGGGAAGCUGUAUGCUUUGAGAACUAUGGAUUAUGAAGCCAUUCAAGAUUUUCAGUUUGUGGUAAAGGCAACUGAUGGGGGCUUCCUGACACUGAGUAGCCAAGUUAUUGUCAGAGUGGUUGUUCUGGAUGACAAUGACAAUCGUCCAAUGAUCUUGUACCCAUUGCAGAAUGGCACUUUGCCCUGCAAUGACCUGGUGCCCAGAUCUGCAGAGGCAGGCUAUCUGGUGACCAAAGUGGUGGCUGUUGAUGGUGAUUCAGGUCAAAAUUCUUGGCUUUCAUACCAUCUACUUAAAGCCACCGACCUUGGGUUAUUCUCUGUUCAGCGACAAAAUGGGGAAAUCCGAACAUUGAGGCAGAUAUCUGAGAGAGACCCCAUGAUGCAGAAACUGACUAUUCUUGUUCAAGAUCAUGGCCAACCAGCUCUUUCCACUACUGCCUCACUGAAUAUCCUGCUGGUAGAUGGCUUUUCAGAGCCUUAUCUGAGGUUCUGGGAUCCAUCCAAGCAUUCUAAGAAGGUAAACUCAACCACUAAAUAUUUGGUUAUUUCUCUGGCUGUGCUUUCCUUUCUGUUUCUUCUCUCUGUUACAGUGAUCUUCAUUAUUCACAUCUACCAGAAGAUUAAACACAGAGACACAUUCACAAUUCAAGAGCAUUUCUAUGAUGACUGUAACUUCCCUAAAAACCUGGUACAAGGAGAAGGCAAUGGAUCCUUAUCUCGGCCUUGUACAUAUGAAAUAUGCUCAGCCACUGGCACUGGCAAUAGUGAGUUCCGGUUUCUUAAGCGCUUUAUGCCCAAUUUUCCUUUCCCUCAUGCCUCUGGAGAGGUAAGAACAGAGGACAGAUCCAGUUUACCAACAGAUUCUAACAGGAAUAGGUCUCGGGGGUCAGAGGACCAUACCCAGGUAUCUGAUGACUAUAUGACAUAUCUUCUUCCAAUCUUACAGGAAGAUAUUUGUGAGAGAAGAGUCAGCGACUACGGUUUGCUGAGAGACCAGAAAGCAAUGGAAACCAGAGACAGAAAGGAACUCCUUCUGGAACAAAGGCAAGUCCUGAUAUUCUUUGUCUUGCUGGGCAUGGCUCUGGCUGGUUUUGAGAGUAGGCGCUAUUCGGUGGCUGAGGAAAUGGAGAGUGGCUAUUUUGUGGCCAAUUUAUUAAAAGACUUGGGGCUGGAAGUAGAUGAACUGAUUGUGCGGGGUCCCCGGGUUGUGUCCAAAGGGAAAAAACUGAGUUUACAGUUUGAUAGGCAGACAGGGGAUUUAUUUUUAAAUGAGAAGCUGGACCGAGAGGAGUUAUGUGGUUCUACAGAGCCCUGUGUAUUACCUUUCCAGGUGUUAUUGGAAAAUCCCUUGCAGUUUUUUCAGGCUGAGCUACAGAUUAGGGACAUAAAUGAUCAUUUUCCAGUCUUCCUAGACAAAGAAAUAUUUUUGAAAAUUUCAGAAAGUACCACACCCGGAACCACUUUCCUAAUAGAACGUGCCCAGGACUUAGAUGUAGGAAGCAAUAGUCUCCAAAAUUACACAAUCAGCCCCAAUUUCUACUUUCAUCUUACAACACAAGACAGUGCUGAUGGCAUAUUACCACAGCUGGUGUUGGACAAAGCACUGGAUCGAGAGGAACAGCCUGAGCUCAGGUUAACUCUUACAGCGCUGGAUGGCGGUACUCCACCAAGGUCUGGUACUGCCCUGGUCCGCAUUGAAAUCUUGGACAUCAAUGACAAUGCCCCUGAGUUUACAAAAGUACUCUAUGAGGUGCAGGUUCCAGAAAACAGCCCCAUUGGAUCCCACGUUGCUACUGUCUCUGCCAGGGAUUUAGAUAUUGGAGUUUAUGGACAAAUAUCUUAUGCAUUUUUCCAAGCCUCUGAAGAUAUUCGCAAAACCUUUCAAAUAAAUGCAAAAUCGGGAGAACUCCUUUUAACACAAAAGCUGGAUUUUGAAUCAGUUCAGACUUACACUAUAAAUAUUCAGGCAACAGAUGGUGGGGGACUUUCUGCAAGUUCUGUGGUUCUUAUCCAAGUGAUAGACUUGAAUGACAACCCUCCAGAACUGACCAUGUCCACACUUAUCAAUCAAAUACCAGAAAACUUGCAGGAAACCAUAAUUGCCAUAUUCAGUGUUUCAGAUUCUGACUCUGGAGACAACGGAAGAAUAGUGUGCUCUAUCCCAGAUGAUCUUCCUUUCUUCCUGAAACCUUCUGUAGAGAACUUUUACACUCUGGUGACAAACACAGCCCUGGACAGGGAGACCAGGCCUGAGUAUAAUGUCACCAUCACUGUUAGUGACAUGGGGACACCCAGGCUGAAAACUGAGCACAGCAUAAUAAUCCUCGUUUCUGACGUCAAUGACAAUGCCCCUGCUUUCUCCCAAAUGUCGUACACGCUGUUGGUGCACGAGAACAACCAGCCCGCUCUGCACAUAGGCAGUGUCAACGCCACAGACAGAGACUCAGGCACCAAUGCCCAGAUCACCUACUCGCUGCUGCCAAACCAGGACCCACACCUGCCCCUCGCCUCGCUGGUUUCCAUCAACGCAGACAAUGGGCAGCUGUUCGCGCUGAGGGCGCUGGACUUCGAGGCCCUGCAGGCAUUCGAGUUCCGCGUGGGCGCCACAGACCAAGGCUCGCCCGCGCUCAGCAGCCAGGCGCUGGUGCGCGUGGUGGUGCUGGACGAAAAUGACAACUCGCCCUUCGUGCUGUACCCAAUGCAGAACGCCUCUGCGCCCUGCACUGAGCUGGUUCCCAGGGCGGCAGAGCAGGGCUACCUGGUCACCAAAGUGGUGGCGGUGGAUGGAGACUCGGGCCAGAACGCCUGGCUGUCAUACCAGCUGCUCAAGGCCACGGAACCUGGGCUGUUUGGCGUGUGGGCGCACAAUGGCGAGGUGCGCACCGCCAGGCUGCUGAGCGAGCGCGACGCGGCCAGGCACAGGCUGGUGGUGCUGGUCAAGGACAAUGGCGAGCCUCCGCUGUCUGCCAGCGUCACGCUGCACGUGCUGCUGGUGGAUGGCUUCUCCCAGCCCUACCUGCCGCUCCCGGAAGUGGCGCCCGAGCGCGCGCAGGAGGACUUGCUCACUGUCUACUUGGUCAUCGCCUUGGCCUCGGUGUCAUCGCUCUUCCUCUUCUCUGUGCUGGUGUUCUUGGCGGUGAGGCUGUGCAGGAGGCGCAGGGCGGUGCCGCUGGGUGUCUGUUCUAUUCCUGAGGGCCACUUUCCGGGUCACCUGGUGGAUGUUAGUGGCACGGGUACCCUGUCUCAGAGCUACCAAUAUGAAGUGUGUUUGAUGGGCAGCUCAGGCACCAGCGAGUUCAAAGUUCCUAAGCCCAUUAUCCCCAGUUUCCUUGCUCAAGGUGUGGAGACAGAAAGGGACGAAAAUCCCAGUUUCAGGAAUAAUUUUGAAUUCACCACUGAUUAUUUACCAGGUUGGAAUUUCCAGGACUUUGCAUUCCCAGAGCCUUCUGAAGCUCGGCUUGGCUACAUUCCUUGGAAGAAUAUAGCAAGAAGUGCAAUGGAGGCCAGAGGGGAGAGCUUUCUUAGACAAAGGCAAGUCCUGCUUUUCUUUGUUUAUGUGGGUGGGUUUCUGGCUGGGUUCGAGUCAAGACCCUAUUCAGUGGCUGAGGAAAAAGAGAGAGGCUUUUUAAUAGCCAAUCUAGCAAAGGAUCUAGGGCUAACUGUUGAGGAACUGGUGGCAAGGGGGGCCCAAAUUGUAUCGAAAGGAAACAAACAGCAUUUUCAGCUCAGUCAUCACACCGGUGAUUUGCUUCUGAAGGAAAAAAUGGACAGGGAGGAGCUAUGUGGCCCUACAGAGUCAUGUAUACUGCAUUUUCAGGUAUUACUGCAAAACCCUUUCCAGUUAAUUACACAAGAGAUUCAAAUCAUAGAUGUAAAUGACCAUGCUCCAAUAUUCUUUGAAAAUGAAAUGGAGCUGAAAAUCCCAGAAAACUCUCCACCAGGAACAGUAAUUCCUUUGGAAUAUGCUGAGGAUUUGGAUGUGGGAAAAAACAGUCUCCGAAACUACACAAUUGCUCCCAAUUCCUAUUUUCACGUUCUCAUGCGCAGUCGGAAAGAUGGAAGGAAGUACCCAGAACUAGUACUGGACAGAGCGCUGGAUCGAGAGGAGCUGCCUGAGUUCAGUUUAACACUCAUGGCACUGGAUGGUGGGUCGCCACCAAGGUCUGGGACAGCCCAGAUCCACAUUCUGGUCUUAGACAUAAAUGACAAUGCCCCAGAAUUUGCACAGUCCCUCUAUGAAGUUCAAAUUCUAGAGAACAUCCCUAUUAACUCUGUCAUUGUCACUGUUUCAGCUUCUGAUUUAGAUACAGGAAGUUUUGGGGCAAUAUCAUAUUCAUUUUUUCAUGCUUCAGAAGAAAUUCUCAAAACUUUUCAACUAAAUCCAAUUACUGGUGAUAUGCAAUUAGUUAAAUAUUUGAAUUUUGAAGCAAUAAAUAAUUAUGAAGUCGACAUAGAGGCCAAGGAUGGUGGAGGUCUUUCAGGAAAAUCUACAGUCAUAAUUCAGGUGGUUGAUGUGAAUGACAACCCACCAGAACUGACUCUGUCAUCAGUUAACAGUCCUAUCCCUGAGAAUUCGGUAGAGACUGUGGUAGCGAUUUUCAGUGUUUCUGAUCUAGACUCUGGAGACAAUGGAAGAGUGAUGUGUUCCAUCCAGAACAAUCUCCCCUUCGUCCUGAAACCAUCCUUAGAGAAUUUUUACACCCUAGUGUCUGAAGGAACGUUGGACAGAGAAAGCAGAGCAGAAUAUAACAUCACCAUCACAGUCACCGACAUGGGGACACCCAGACUGAAAACCGAGCACAGCAUAAUAAUCCUUAUCUCUGACGUCAAUGAUAACACCCCUGCCUUCUCCCAAACGUCAUACACGCUGUUGGUGCACGAGAACAACCAACCCGCCCUGCACAUAGGUAGCGUCAGCGCCACAGACAGAGACUCAGGCACCAAUGCCCAGAUCACCUACUCGCUGCUGCCAAACCAGGACCCACACCUGCCCCUCGCCUCGCUGGUCUCCAUCAACGCAGACAAUGGGCAGCUGUUCGCGCUGAGGGCGCUGGACUUCGAGGCCCUGCAGGCGUUCGAGUUCCACGUAUGCGCCACAGACCAAGGCUCUCCUGCGCUCAGCAGCCAGGCGCUGGUGCGCGUGGUGGUGCUGGACGACAACGACAACUCGCCCUUCGUGCUGUACCCGCUGCAGAAUGCCUCUGCGCCCUGCACCGAGCUGGUGCCCAGGGCGGCAGAGCAGGGCUACCUGGUCACCAAAGUGGUGGCGGUGGAUGGAGACUCGGGCCAGAACGCCUGGCUGUCAUACCAGCUGCUCAAGGCCACGGAACCUGGGCUGUUUGGCGUGUGGGCGCACAAUGGCGAGGUGCGCACCGCCAGGUUGCUGAGCGAGCGCGAUGCUGCCAGGCACAGGCUGGUGGUGCUGGUCAAGGACAAUGGCGAGCCUCCGCUGUCUGCCAGCGUCACGCUGCACGUGCUGCUGGUGGAUGGCUUCUCCCAGCCCUACCUGCCGCUCCCGGAAGUGGCGCCCGAGCGCGCGCAGGAGGACUUGCUCACUGUCUACUUGGCCAUCGCCUUGGCCUCGGUGUCGUCGCUCUUCCUCUUCUCUGUGCUGAUGCUCUUGGCGGUGAGGCUGUGCAGGAGGCGCAGGGCUGUGCCGCUGGGUGUCUGUUCUAUUCCUGAGGGCCACUUUCCGGGUCACCUGGUGGAUGUUAGUGGCACGGGUACCCUAUCUCAGAGCUACCAAUAUGAAGUGUGUCUGAUGGGAGGCUCAGGGACUAGUGACUUCCUGAGUCCAAUCAUCCCCACUAGUGUGAUUCAAGACCCUUAUGGAAAUCAACGUGUAAGAAGCUUUGCAAAAAAUACGGAGUUACCAGGAGGUUUGGACAGAGAUAUUCUAAAUCAAUUUGAGACUACAAACAACUUUGUAAGGAUUCCUGCACGCAAGAAAUUAGAACUGAAGGUCUCAAGUUUUUCUGUGAUUGGUGAAGGGAUUGGAUGUAAGCAAUCUGACUCCAACAUGGAGAAGCUGGAAAGAAUUCAACCAAACAGGCAAGUGAUGGUCUUUAUUUUUAUGGUGUUCAUGCCUCAGGGUCGCACGGAGCCUCUUCGUUAUUUUAUACAGGAGGAAACAGAGAGCUGCUCCUUUGUAGCCCAUCUGACCAAGGACCUGGGCCUGGGAACUGGGGAACUGGCUGCCCGGUCUGCUCGAGUUGUGUCUGAUGAUGACAAACAGCAUUUGCUGUUGGAUCCUCAGACUGGGGAUUUGCUUCUCAGGGAGACAUUAGACCGGGAAGAGCUGUGUGGCCCUAUUGAACAGUGUGUACUGUAUUUCCAUGUCUUGCUGGAAAUGCCAGUGCAAAUUUUUCAGGGAGAAUUAUGGAUCCAGGACAUAAAUGACCACUCUCCAGCAUUCACUGAUGGGGAAGUGCUCUUGAAAAUACCAGAAAACAGCCAGCCAGGGACUCUAUUUCCAUUGAAAGUAGCCCAGGAUUUGGAUGUGGGUAGCAAUGGGCUUCAAAAAUACACCAUCAGUCCCAAUUCUCAUUUUCACAUCCUUACACGAAAUCACAGUGAGGGCAAGAAAUACCCAGACCUGGUACAAGACAAAGCCCUGGAUAGAGAGGAGCAGCCUGAAUUCAGCUUAAUCCUCAUGGCUCUGGAUGGUGGCUCUCCACCUAGGUCUGGAACAAUCACAGUUCGAAUCCUGAUCAUGGACGUCAAUGACAAUGCUCCCGAGUUUGUGCAUACCCCAUAUGAGGUGCAGGUCCUGGAGAACAGCCCCUUAGAUUCCCCAGUCCUCAGCGUCUUAGCUAGGGAUGCAGAUGCUGGAAACUUUGGGAGUGUUUCCUAUGGCUUGUUCCAACCAUCUGAUGAGAUUAAACAAACUUUCUCAAUAAAUGAAAUCACAGGGGAAAUUCGACUGAGGAAGAAAUUGGAUUUUGAAAAAAUUAAAUCUUAUCACGUGGAAAUUGAGGCUAUAGAUGGAGGAGGCCUUUCUGGAAAAGGCACUGUGUUUAUAGAGGUGGUGGACGUGAAUGACAAUGCCCCAGAACUUACCAUAUCGUCACUCGCUAGCUCCAUCCCAGAAAAUGCUCCUGAGACCGUGGUUUCUAUCUUCAGAGUUCGAGAUAGAGAUUCUGGAGACAAUGGAAAGAUGACUUGCUCUAUUCCAGAUAAUGUGCCCUUCAUUCUAAAACCAACUUUCAAGAACUUUUACACCCUGGUGACAGAGAGCCCGCUGGACAGAGAGAGCAGAGCAGAAUACAACAUCACCAUCACAGUCACCGACAUGGGGACACCCAGGCUAAAAACCGAGCACGCCAUAACCAUCCUCGUCUCUGACGUCAACGACAACGCCCCUGCCUUCUGCCAAAUGUCAUACACGCUGUUGGUGCGAGAGAACAACAGCCCCGCCCUGCACAUAGGCAGUGUCAGCGCCACAGACAGAGACUCAGGCACCAAUGCCCAGAUCACCUACUCGCUGCUGCCAAACCAGGACCCGCACCUGCCCCUCGCCUCCCUUGUCUCCAUCAACGCAGACAAUGGGCAGCUGUUCGCGCUGAGGGCGCUGGACUUCGAGGCCCUCCAGGCAUUCGAGUUCCGCGUGGGCGCCACAGACCAAGGCUCGCCCGCGCUCAGCAGCCAGGCGCUGGUGCGCGUGGUGGUGCUGGACGACAAUGACAACUCGCCCUUCGUGCUGUACCCAAUGCAGAACGCCUCUGCGCCCUGCACUGAGCUGGUUCCCAGGGCGGCAGAGCAGGGCUACCUGGUCACCAAAGUGGUGGCGGUGGAUGGAGACUCGGGCCAGAACGCCUGGCUGUCAUACCAGCUGCUCAAGGCCACGGAACCUGGGCUGUUUGGCGUGUGGGCGCACAAUGGCGAGGUGCGCACCGCCAGGCUGCUGAGCGAGCGCGACGCGGCCAGGCACAGGCUGGUGGUGCUGGUCAAGGACAAUGGCGAGCCUCCGCUGUCUGCCAGCGUCACGCUGCACGUGCUUCUGGUGGAUGGCUUCUCCCAGCCCUACCUGCCGCUCCCAGAAGUGGCGCCCGACCGCGCGCAGGGGGACUCGCUCACUGUCUACUUGGUCAUCGCCUUGGCCUCGGUGUCAUCGCUCUUCCUCUUUUCUGUGUUGGUGUUCGUGGCGGUGAGGCUGUGCAGGAGGUGCAGGGCGGCGCCGCUGGGUGUCUUUUCUGUGCCUGAGGGCCACCUUCCUGGCCACCUGGUGGAUGUCAGUGGCACCGGGACACUGUCUCAGAGCUACCAGUAUGAGGUGUGUUUGGCUGGAGACUCUGGGUCUGGUGAGUUCAAAUUCCUGAAGCCAAUAUUCCCAAACCUCUUGGUUGAGCACGCUGGGAGAGAAGUUAAGGAAAAUUCCAACUGCAGAAAUAGUUUUGUAUUCACAAUGCAGACUGCUCUAGCAAAACCCCCGCAGAAAAGGCAAGUCAUUUUUCUUGCUAUGCUGUUGUUUUUGUGGGAUGCUGACUCUGAGGCACUUAGGUAUUCCAUUCCAGAAGAAAUAGAAAGUGGCUACUCUGUGGCCAACCUGGCAAAAGAUCUGGGACUCAGGGUGGGGGAGCUGGCCACUCUGGGCGCGCGAAUCCAUCACAAAGGCAGCAAACAGCUCUUGCAGCUCUAUGUAAAAACCGGCAAUUUGCUUCUACAGGAAAAACUAGACCGGGAGGUGCUGUGUGGGGCGACAGAACCCUGUAUAUUGCAUUUCCAACUGUUACUAGAAAACCCGGUGCAGUUGUUUCAAGUUGAUGUGCAUCUCAUAGAUGUAAAUGACCAUUCUCCAGAGUUCCUAGACAGGGAAAUGAUCCUUAGAAUCCCAGAGAGUGCCCAGCCAGGGACUGUGUUUGCUUUGAAAUCAGCUCAGGAUUUGGACAUGGGUAGCAACAGUGUUCAGAACUACACAAUCAGCCCCAACUCGUAUUUUCGUGUUGCUACUCACAAUCGUGAGGAUGGCAAAAAAUACCCAGAGCUGGUGUUGGAGAAAGCCCUGGACCGGGAGGAAGAGUCUGAGCUCAGUUUAACCCUCACAGCCCUGGAUGGUGGGGCCCCGCCCAGGUCUGGGACUGUCACAGUUCCAAUUGAGGUGGUAGAUAUCAAUGAUAAUGCCCCCAAAUUUUUACAGUCCCGGUAUGAGGUACAGGUUCCUGAGAACAGUCCCAUAAACUCGUUAAUUCUCAUUGUCUCUGCUCAAGAUUUAGAUGCAGGAACUCAUGGGAGUGUAGCCUAUUCUUUAUUCGAAGGUGAUGAAGUUUCUCAACCCUUUGUAAUACACGAAAAAACAGGAGAAAUUCGUCUGCAAAGGGCAUUGGAUUUCGAGGCAACUCAAUAUUAUAACGUGGAAAUUGUAGCCACAGAUAGUGGGGGCUUCUCAGGAAAAUGCACAGUGGCCAUAGAAGUGGUGGAUGUGAAUGACAAUGCUCCUGAACUAACCAUGUCCACGCUCAGCAGCUCUAUCCCAGAAAACUCCCCAGAGACUGUAAUUGUUUUCAGCGUUUCUGAUCCAGACUCUGGGGACAAUGGUAGGAUGGUUUGCUCCAUACAAAACGAUCUCCCUUUCUUCUUGAAGCCCACAUUUGAGAACUUUUACACCUUGGUGACAGAGAGGCCGCUAGACAGAGAGAGCAGAGCAGAGUACAAUAUCACCAUCACAGUCACUGACUUGGGGUCACCUAGGUUGAAUACCGAGCACAACAUAACUGUUCUCAUCUCUGACGUCAACGACAACGUCCCUGACUUCACGCAAACGACGUACACGUUGUUAGUCCGCGAGAACAACAGCCCUGCCCUGCACAUAGGCAGUGUCAGCGCCACAGACAGAGACUCAGGCACCAAUGCCCAGAUCACCUACUCGCUGCUGCCAAACCAGGACCCGCACCUGCCCCUCGCCUCGCUGGUCUCCAUCAACGCAGACAAUGGGCAGCUGUUCGCGCUGAGGGCGCUGGACUUCGAGGCCCUGCAGGCAUUCGAGUUCCACGUGGGCGCCACAGACCAAGGCUCGCCAGCACUCAGCAGCCAGGCGCUGGUGCUCGUGGUGGUGCUGGAUAACAAUGACAACUUGCCCUUCGUGCUGUACCCAAUGCAGAACGCCUCUGCGCCCUGCACGGAGCUAGUGCCCAGGGCGGCAGAGCAGGGCUACCUGGUCACCAAGGUGGUGGCGGUGGAUGAAGACUCGGGCCAGAACGCCUGGUUGUCAUACCAGCUGCUCAAGGCCAGGGAGCCAGGGCUGUUUGGCGUGUGGGCGCACAAUGGCGAGGUGCGCACCUCCAGGCUGCUGAGCGAGCGCGACGUGGCCAGGCACAGGCUGGUGGUGCUGGUCAAGGACAAUGGCGAGCCUCCGCUGUCUGCCAGCGUCACGCUGCACGUGCUGCUGGUGGAUGGCUUCUCCCAGCCCUACCUGCCGCUCCCAGAAGCGCCACUGGAGCGUGCGCAGGGGGACUCGCUCACUGUCUACUUAGUUAUCGCCUUGGCUUCUGUGUCGUCGCUCUUCCUCUUCUCUGUGCUGGUGUUCUUGGCGGUGAGGCUGUGCAGGAGGCACAGGGUGGACUCGCAGGGUGUCUAUUCUAUGCCUGAGGGCCACUUUCCUGGCCACCUGGUGGAUAUCAGUGGUACUGGGACCCUGUCCCAGAGCUAUCAGUAUGAGGUUUGUUUGACCAGAGACUCUGGGAAUAGAGACUUCAAGUUCCUGAAGCCUGUAUAUCCAAUCCUACCUCCUCAGAGCGCUAGAGAAGAAAACCAAAUGCAGACUGCUCUAGCAAAACCCCCGCAGAAAAGGCAAGUCAUCUUUCUUGCUAUGCUGUUGUUUUUGUGGGAGGCUGACUCUGAGGCAAUUAGAUAUUCCAUUCCAGAAGAAAUAGAAAGCGGCUACUCUGUGGCCAACCUGGAAAAAGAUCUGGGGCUCAGGGUGGGGGAGCUGGCCACUCGGGGAGCGCAAAUCCAUCACAAAGACAGCAAACAGCUCUUGCAGCUUGAUGUAAAUACUGGCAAUUUGCUUCUACAGGAAAAACUAGACCGGGAGGUGCUGUGUGGGGCGACAGAACCCUGUGUAUUGCAUUUCCAACUGUUACUAGAAAACCCGGUGCAGUUGUUUCAAGUUGAUGUGCAUCUCAUAGAUGUAAAUGACCAUUCUCCAGAGUUCCUAGACAGGGAAAUGAUCCUUAGAAUCCCAGAGAGCCUCCAGCCAGGGUCUGUGUUUGCUUUGAAAUCAGCUCAGGACUUGGACAUGGGUAGCAACAGUGUUCAGAACUACAUAAUCAGCCCCAACUCCUAUUUUCGUGUUGCUACUCACAACCGCGGUGAUGGCAGAAAAUACCCAGAGCUGGUAUUGGGCAAAGCCCUGGACCGGGAGGAAGAGCCUGAGCUCAGUUUAACUCUCACAGCGCUGGAUGGUGGGGCGCCGCCCAGGUCUGGGACUGUCACAGUUCGCAUUGAAGUGAUAGACAUCAAUGAUAAUGCCCCCGAAUUUUUACAGUCCCUGUAUGAGGCACAGGUUCCUGAGAACAGUCCCAUAAACUCGUUAGUUCUUGUUGUCUCUGCUCGAGAUAUAGAUGCAGGAACUUAUGGGCGUGUAUCCUACUCUUUACUAGAAGGUGAUGAAGUUUCUCAACCAUUUGUAAUACACGAAAAAACAGGAGAAAUUCAUCUGCAAAGAGCAUUGGAUUUUGAAGCAACCCGACAUUAUAUCGUAGAAAUUGAAGCAACAGAUGGUGGAGGCCUUGUGGGAAAAUGCACAGUGGCCAUAGAAGUGGUGGAUGUGAAUGACAAUGCUCCUGAACUAACCAUGUCCACACUCAGCAGCUCUAUCCCAGAAAACUCCCCAGAGGCUGUAGUUGCCAUUUUCAGCGUUUCUGAUCCAGACUCUGGGGACAAUGGUAGGAUGGUUUGCUCCAUACAAAACGAUCUCCCUUUCUUCUUGAAGCCCACAUUUGAGAACUUUUACACCUUGGUGACAGAGAGGCCGCUAGACAGAGAGAGCAGAGCAGAGUACAACAUCACCAUCACAGUCACUGACUUGGGGUCACCUAGAUUGAAUACCGAGUACAGCAUAACUGUUGUCAUCUCAGACGUUAACGACAACUCCCCUGACUUUACACAAACCUCCUAUAUGCUGUUAGUGCGCGAGAACAACAGCCCUGCCCUACACAUAGGCAGUGUCAGAGCCACAGACAGAGACUCAGGCACCAAUGCCCAGAUCACCUACUCGCUGCUGCCAAUCCAGGACCCACACCUGCCCCUCGCCUCGCUGAUCUCCAUCAACGCAGACAAUGGGCAGCUGUUCGCGCUGAGGGCGCUGGACUUCGAGGCCCUGCAGGCACUCGAGUUCCACGUGGGCGCCACAGACCAUGGCUCGCCUGCGCUCAGCAGCCAGGCGCUGGUGCGAGUGGUGGUGCUGGACGACAAUGACAACUCGCCCUUCGUGCUGUAUCCAAUGCAGAACGCCUCUGCGCCCUGCACCGAGCUGGUACCCAGGGCGGCAGAGCAGGGCUACCUGGUCACCAAGGUGGUGGCAGUGGACAGAGACUCGGGCCAGAACGCCUGGCUGUCAUACCAGCUGCUCAAGGCAACGGAGCCAGGGCUGUUUGGCGUGUGGGCGCACAAUGGCGAGGUGCGCACCGCCAGGCUGCUGAGUGAGCGCGACGCGGCCAGGCACAGGCUGGUGGUGCUGGUCAAGGACAAUGGCGAGCCUCCGCUGUCUGCCAGUGUCAUGCUGCACGUGCUGCUGGUGGAUGGCUUCUCCCAGCCCUACCUGCCGCUCCCGGAAGAGGCGCCAGAGCGCGCGCAGGGGGACUCGCUCACUGUCUACUUGGUCAUCGCCUUGGCCUCUGUGUCAUCGCUCUUCCUCUUCUCUGUGCUGGUGUUCGUGGCGGUGAGUCUGUGCAGGUGGCGCAGGGCGGCGCCGCUGGGUGUCUGCUCUGUGCGUGAGGGCCACUUUCCUGGCCACCUGGUGGAUGUUAGCGGCACUGGGACCUUGUCCCAGAGCUACCAGUAUGAGGUGUGUCUUGCUGGAAACUCUGGGUCUGGUGAGUUCAAGUUCCUGAAACCAAUAUUCCCCAAUCUCUUGCUUCAGAACACUGGGAACUAAGGAAAACCCCCAAAUAACUUUUAUAGUUUUGUAUUUAAUUAAUUAUUGUAUUUGUUUCAGUUAAUCUAUUAAUCUGGGCAACUAUUCUUACAAUACCUUUCUCAAAUAUUGAUAGCACUAUACCAACAAUAUUCUUUCUCUGGUAGUGCUUCAUAUAUAUAUUUUUUUUGUGUGUAUGGUUGGUAUUCAUUAUAAUUAGCAUUUAAAUGACACUAUUUAUGAGUAUGCGUUUUCUCCCCAUUUGACCUUCUUGGUGAAUACUAUUUCUCUAAGUAGAAAUUACUCAAAUAGUGCUCAAAUUUUAUUUUUAGCAACUUCUUAAAUUAGUUAAUAUUAAAGCUUUUAUGAAACCUUGAAUUGUUAUUACUUGUAGUGCCAGUGUUUACCAUAUAACUUCCUCUUUCAACUCCAGAGUGUUUGAAAUUUCGUUUUAUUUCAUUGGUGCUGGGUAUAGAUGCUCAAAUUUCCUGCAUGCUAAUCAAGCACGUAUUCCACUGAUCUUGAUACCCAGGUGAAAUUCUUUAUAUUUAUCUUGGCAUUUCUCAUUGAGUACACUACCAACUUAAGCUCUCUGAAGAAAUGUGAGCAUGAAACUUAGCAUACUUUUUUUCUCCCAAAUUGUAUAUAAAUAUUUACUUUGUUAAAAUGUCUCUAUACUAAAACUGUGGCCUGUUAUGAGCAACACAUGUUAGAGAUUAUCUUAAACAUUUGGUUACAGCAUAUCUACUGCAUUAUAUUUUCAUAAACAUUAAUAUUAAAUUAAAAAUAAUUCUCAUCUACAAAUACUAAAGAGAACAUCUUUGUAAUGUCUUAUUUGUUUCACUAAAUGAAACUGUUAAGGGGCUGAGGGCAUGACCCAAUGGUAGAGCAUGCAUGCAUAUAUGCUAAGCCUGGUUUCAAUUCCCAGCACCAACGCAAAAAAAAAAAAUUUAGAAAUUCUGUUAAAGAACAUCUUGGUAUAAUCCUUUAAAAAAUAAUCUUAGAAUCUGAAAUAAACCCUAAGCUUCUCCAAAGAAUUUGGGACUCCUGAGGGCAUCAUAUAUGUUCUUACCCUUUCCUCAAGUUUAAGUGUAGGAGACUUUUGUUUGUCAUUGUCACCACUAGGUAUGCAGUAACCAAAUAAGUAAUGUAAUAUCUAACAUCAUAUAUUAAAAUAAGUAAUAUUUUAUUUCUGAAUACAUUGGAACAGUAAUUAAUUUACCUGAAUUAUAAUUGUUUUUGUUGCAUUCAAUAAGCCAAGUAGGUGAAUUAUGUGAUUUCUAACUAGUAAAUUUAUAUGAAUAAAACUAUAAGAAAAUUUCUUUGGAGCUUUGGCAAAACAUGAACAACUGAAAAACUUGCUAUAAUCUAAACACAUUUGUGUUUUAAUCUCAAAUAUCAUUCUACUGGAGUUUACAGUACAUGAAUUUUUCCCCCGAGUUACUCUUUUUUUCCCCAAGUGAUAAAAUGAAAUUAAAAAGGUAAAUUACUUAACAUUUGUUAUUCUUGAAAUAUAAUUUUCCAAUUUGAGUUAGGAAGAGAGAAAAGUGAGAAAAGAAACACAAACAUGUAAGAUACAAAUAUAGAAGUCAAUGGUAAUGACUUCUCCAUUUAUUAGAAAUUUAAAUUAAAUAGUUUUUAUGUAUGAUAAUAAGAAAUAGGGUUGAAGGUUUUACCAAUAUAUUUCAACACACAAAAAUCCAAUUUCAUUUUUUUUUGUUUAUGCUAGGUUAGUCUAAUUUAUAUAAUCACCUAAAUGACACUGGACAAAUAAAACCCAUUCCACUUCAUCCUUGGAAAAAGAAUGGAUCAUUCCUUACCAAUCAGAGCCCAUCACAACAGAUCAACUUUUUGAAAUUCACUAAUUGGAAUUUAGCAAUAAACACUGUAAAAUUUCACAACAUGAUAUACCUCAUAAAAUGUGCCAGUUUGAUGGCCACAGGAAAAAAAUAUAGAAUGGAAGAAAAAUAUCUUAAUAAUAACACCCAUUUAAACAUUUUUUGUCUCUCAAAUAUACACAACUUUUGUAAUUCCUUUGCUGUUGUUUCAGGCACAGCAUGUAGUGAGUUCAGUGCAUUCUUUUGGGAAGCAAAUAGCACAGAUCACUCAGAUUGUCUCUUCAUAAUCAAAAGUUGCAAAAAUGUAUUUUUAAAAGUGUUAAGUUAAAACUCAUGAAUACAUUUGAUGGAAUUCUGCUUCCAGGUUAGAUGGAUUAUCUGGCAGCAAAAAGCAACCAUGAAAAUUGGCUAAAUAUCAGAAAUUACCUCUCUACAGCAACAGAGGUCAGAUGAUAGGAUAAGAAAUGAGUGGCUUAGGAUUUCUGAAAAGAAUGCUUUGGGAUGAGAACUAAGUCCUACAGUCAGUUUUCUUCCAAGGAAAUUUGCUAAGUCAGGAAACAAACAACAGAUGCUUAACAGGGACAGACUAACUUCCAUAGCCUUUAGUAGUCUGUAAGAUUCAAGCUCAGGAUCAGUUUCCCCAUUUAGGUCACUUGUCAAACUCAGCACAGCCCAGGGCAGAAGUCUAAAAACCCAAGUGGAAAAUUCUUAGAAAGCAGGAUGAAAUUUUCUUUACUAUUUGAAGAUUAGAGUUUGGGAUCUGCCAUGGGAAGAGGCAUAGAAAAUAUACCAAUUUUUCAAUUGACAAUUCUGUAGACAAGGUACUUUUUAGGAUAGCAAGGAACCUUGACUAAACUAAGUGUGUUUCACUUUAGCCCAAUUUGACUAGUUAGAGUUCUAUCAGGCCAACAGAGGAAAAAGUGAACCCUCCUGGUUCAAUAUCACUUUGAUCCUGGACAUCUUUUUACAUAAAUAUCGAGAAUUCAGUAAAAAGUUACAAGCCACCUACACACAAAACUGGAUGAUCUAAGUAAAAUCAAGAGAAAAAACACAAAACAAAUGACUUCCAGAUAAUCUAGAUAGUAGAAUUAAUGUUAGAAUAAGCAUGAAUAAUAUAUCAAAAAUAAGGAACAAUAGAGAAAAUAGAUGUAAAGAGAAUUUCACCUGACAACUGAAAUCUUAAAAUGGACAUUCAUUCUUUAGCUGCAAAAUUAUAAUAUUUGAUGUAAAACUGUUGAAAUAGUUUAAUGUCAUAGAUAUAAAAGACUACAGGAUUAGUGGAAGUGAAACAGAUCAAUAUAAAAUAUUCAAAUAGGAACCCAAAAAUAAUGAAAAACAACAUUAAUGAAAAACUCUAACUUACAUAUGAUUGUAAUCCUAGAAGGAUAAGAGGGAGUAGAGUGGUAAUAAGCAGUAUUUGAACAGUUAAUGACCAAGAAUUUUCCAAAAUUGUGUCUUUAAAUCUUCAAGAUACUCAGAGAAACCCAAUCAGGAUAAAAAUUUUUAAAAAGUCCAAAAAUCAAAACCAAAAGUCAAGAUACAAGUCAAAGAGAAAAAAAAUCUCAAAAGCUAUCACCUAAAAUAUCACAUAUUACUUUUAAAGAAGCAUGGGUAAAACUAACCUUCAACAUGUUAUCUUUUAAAGACAAGAAAAUUAUUAAUAGACUAUAAUUCUAUCACCAGCAAACAUUUCCCUCAGCAAUGAAGUUGUCAAAGAAGCAAAAACUGACAGAGUUAAUCACAGUCACACCUGCACUAGUGGAAAUACUUCCAGUGGAAUUCAUUAGGCAGAAAGAAAACAGUCCUAAAAAGAUCACAGAUUUGCAGGAAGAAAUAAAAAGACAGGAAGGGUAAAUAUAAAUGAGUAUUGAUUUAAUGUUGAUUAUACUGGGCACUAUUAGUAGUUUCUUUAAGGAUUUAAAAUAUGCAUUAAUGUUGGGGUCUGUAAACAGGUCAAGAUGGCGCCUGGCAUUUUGCCAGAGGGGGUGGUUUGUGAAGUAACGCCAGCGAGCCAUUAAGUGUGGAGAUUCCUUAUUGGUUGACUGCUGUAUCUAGUUUAUGUUAAUCAAGAUAAGCUGUGUGUAAUGUGUAUAUACCCCUCCGGUCCUACAAUAAAUGGCUCCUACUCCUGCUGUAUCAAUGUACACAAGUUGUUCGUCACCCCCCCCCCCCCCCGGUUAUUUUGCUGCAGCCGGACUGUGGCACAUUAAAUUUAAGUUCAUAACAACAACAACAAUGUGAGAGGUAGAGGCACAGAUUUGGAGAGUUCUAAUGUUUUAAUUAAAAUUAUGGUGAUAUUCAGAUCAAUAAUUUGUAUUAGAUUCUUAUAGAUCAAAGAUCAUGCUGUGAUUUCUUGAAUAGCCUCUUAAAGAAUAACUAAAAAUCUAUUUGAUGGGAAAUUUUUAUAUAACAAAUAUUUGAAUACCAAAAGAAGAACAAAAUUUCUGGGAUAAGUAAAAAAUAAUUAGAUGUUAAUUAUAGAUGGGCAGAUAUCAAAUAUUACAUUAAUAAUACAAUUAAGCUAACAGUAUUGUACACCAGAUUUAAGAAAAACUCAAUAUUGCUAUCAUAUGUAUGUGUAUGUGAUAGAACACAGAAAAUUGAAAGUUUAAAAAUGGAAUAAGGUAUGUACUACAAAUACUAGCCUUUUAGUGUAGCUAUAUUCACAAAAGACCAAGGAGACUUUAAGGAAAGAUACAUUGCUAGGAAGAGAGAUGUUUUAUAAUAAUAUGAAAAUAUAACAGAAAUAUGUGAGAAAUAUUUCCCCAUAAGAAAUAUUUUUACUACAGAGUUAAAAAAAGUCAAAUUGAUGAAGUACAAAUGAAAAGUAGACAAACCACAAACCUCUCAAUUCUGAUAGAAUAAGAAGACAAAACACAUAUGUGCCCCUGUAUAUACACACAUACACACAUACAAGAAUAUUGAAGAUAUCAAUAACACAAAACAUAUUUAAACACAUCAACAUCCAUAGCACACUCAUGCAUACACAAUUUUGUUACACAUAUUUGAAAUAUGAAAAUUUCCCAUAUUCUGGGUUAUAAAACAAGCCUCAUUUUAAAAUAAAAGACAUUGAGAUGACUCAUUAUACUUUUUGACUGCAGCAGAAUAAGGAAAAAAAUGAAAAUAUGACAAAUCCCCAAAUGCUUCAAAAUUAAUUAAUAAAACCCAAAUCAAAUUUGAAAUCACAGCAGAAAUUUCCAAACAUUUUCAAAUAUGCAAAGUUUAAGAACUGACGCAUAUACUCCACUGAACUUCUAUUCUGUCUUCCCCUUAGUGUGGAUUAACUUCCACAUAUUAGAGAAUACAUUUGAACUUUAAUUUUUUUUGGAUUGACCUAUUUCACUUAGCAUGAUAGUCUCCAAUUGAUCCAUUUACUAGCAAAUGUCAUAAAGUCAUUUCUAUGUAUGUCUGAUUAAUACCCUGUUUGUAUAUAUGCCACAUUUUCUUUAUCCAUUCAUCUGUUGGGCACCUAGGUUGGCUCCAUAGCUUAUUGUGAAUUGUGCUGCUGUAAACAUUGAUGUGGCUGUAUUACUGGAGUAAGUUGAUUUUUAAUCUGUCAUAAUCUUCAUAUGUAUGUACAUGAAUAAACCACAGCGAAUCUCACCAUUGGGUACAUGCAACAAGAAAUUAAUUUAAGAAAAAAAAUUAUGGAUAAAUGGCAAAAAGAUCAAUAGAGGGAAGAGGGAAGGGGAAGGAGAGGUACUGGGGUCUUAAUUAGAACAAAAUAUAUUCAGUGCUUGUAUAAUAAUGUCAAAAUGGAUUCUAAUGUCAUGUGUAACUAAAAAGAACCAAUAAAAAAGAAUUUUGCAAUGAAAUGGUGUACAAAAUUAAAAAAAAUUUGACAUACAGAAUUUGAGAAUUUAAAAUCUUUAAUGCACACAUUAGAGAAGCAAGACUGAAAAAUCAUGUAAGUUUUCAUGUAAAGAAGCAAGAAUAAUAAUAGCAAAUCAAAUGCAAAGAACAAAGGUUGGGCUGGGGAUAUAGCUCAGUUCGUAGAGUGCUUGUUUAGCAUACACAAUGCCCUGGGUUCAAUCCCCAGCCCCCACCCCCUCCCCACACACAAGAACAAAG